Messenger RNA from Microplitis demolitor, 2134 nucleotides. RefSeq lists its product as uncharacterized. The transcript has 6 exons. Bases 196 to 2016 code for a protein of 606 amino acids. The record is from RefSeq and is a predicted model, not a curated record. Lineage: Eukaryota; Metazoa; Arthropoda; Insecta; Hymenoptera; Braconidae. Gene Ontology annotation, molecular function: DNA binding. Gene Ontology annotation, biological process: DNA recombination; DNA integration.
UCAUCUGAAAUUGAGAUUGAGGUCAACUAGCUGAGGACAAGAGACAUAUUGAUGAUUAUGCACGAGGUGCAUAAUGACAUUGCAGUGUGUUAUAUUUUUCCGGUAGAUGACGUCACCUGGCUGAAAUACUAGACUUAUAUUACACUUGUGAUACAAGUUACCAAUAGAAAAAUUGUACAGGGGAGUGAUGUCAAGAUGAAUUCAAACGAGAGUGAAGAAAAUAAUGGUAAUGACAGUGAUGAGUCGUAUUCAGAACAAUUAGACAUGAUUGUUGAGGAGGUUAGUGAUAAUUAUGACACCAGUGAUGAAAAUGACCAUGAUAUAGAUGAAGAUGUCAUUGAUGAAGCUGCUGAUGAACGGGCUGAGGAAAAUAAUGAUAAAAAACCUGAUAAUGAGGCUGACAGCAAAGAUAACGGACUAGCUAAUGAUGAUGGAAUUGAUGAUAAAAUUUAUGAUGAUAAUGAUGAUGAUGAUGAAAGUACUGAUGAUGAUGAUGAAUCUUAUAACAGAAAAAGAUCACCGAUGAGUGUACCUGAAAAUUCAAAAGUAAAAUAUGAGUCUGCGUAUGCGCAUUUUCAGGAGUGGCAGAAAAAAAAGAAAACAAAUUCAUUUUCGGAAAAAGUUUUGCUUGUUUACUUUUACGAAAUGUCAAAAGUUAGAAAAUCUUCGACGCUGUGGAAUACUUACUCGAUGUUGAAAUGCACUUUGAGUUCUUUUCAUAAAGUAGAUAUUGGGAAGUACAAAAAAUUGCUUGGAUUUUUGAGAAAAAAAGAAGUCGGGUUCAACAAAAGAAAAUCGAAAGAAUUCACGGCGACAGAAAUCGCUGAGUUUUUGAAUUCUGCGCCUGACGCUGAGUAUUUGCUAGAAAAGGUCAUCCUGGUUUUCGGUAUCUGUGGAGCUUCAAGACGCGCCGAAAUUUGCGGACUGACUACUGAAGACGUUAAAGACACCGGCACUCAAUUAAUCGUGACGAUACAGCACGUAAUCAAAAAUGUUCCUGACCGAAAAUUUACAAUCGAUGACAACUUUUACAAACUCGUUAAAAAAUAUAUUUUUCUAAGGCCGGAAAGGGGACCGUAUAGAAAAAUGACAAACAGAUUUUUCUUGAAUUAUCAAAGGAGCAGAUGCACACGGCAAGCCAUUGGAAUAAACAAAAUUGGCAAUACGGCGAAGAAAAUCGCUCGAUACUUGAAGCUGCCGGAUGCUGAUGCGUACACGGGUCACUGCUUCCGGCGGACUACGGAAAAACUACUCCGGGACUCGGGAGUGGAUAUGAGAUACAUGUGUCGUUAUGGGCAAUGGAAAACUGAUGACGUCUCUGAUGAUGAUGCUAGAAAAAUAUUUAGAUGCAUAACUUGCAAAAUUAAACUAAAAGCUCCUGUUGAUUGCGAUCCGCCUGAGGUACCGGAGCCAAAAAUAUUCAAACCCAUUCCUAAGCAAUUGAAUGUUAAUCAACGAGUCACAGCAUCAACUUCGAAAAUCAGUUCUCCUGAGGUUAUUACGAAGCCUCCAGCAGACAGUUCUGAAAUAAUUCCUAAACUUCCAGAAAUAGAUCCUCCUCAAGUAAUUUCUGUCUCUCCAGCAAUCGAUUGUCCUGAAAUUACUUCCGAACCUCCAGUAAGAAAUUCCCAGGAAACAACCAACAAAACGACUCCAGUAAUCAAACGUCAAGUGAUUAUUUCAAAAACUAAAAUAAAUAAAGUGGAUUAUCACAGUUUUAAAUAUUCCGUCGUUGAAAUUGAUAACAGAAGACUAGAAAUUGUUGAACGAGGGUGGGUUCCCCUGGAAGGAACAUCAACAGUCACGAGUUUCGGAGGAUUCAAUGACUAUCAGAGUGCUGCUGAUUGGGCGGAAAUUCUUGAUAGAAGAAAAUCUCUAGACAAUCGAAACUGGAAAUUUUUGCAAGCGCAUUUAAGUAAUACGAGAGUACAAAAUGUUAACGUGGAUCAGAUUAAAGAAGAAGUUUUAAUUAAACAGGAAGUGGCUGAAGAUGAGGAUCCUCUACUUUGUUCCUAAAUAUUUUUAUAAGUUUUUGUAAAUUAAGUAUUAAUGUUUAUAAUUCUAAUAAUUAACUGAAAAACUAAUUAAUUUAUUUAUUUAAUUAUUUAAAUAAUUACUCGAAAUUUUUUUACUU